GAGCAGUCUAAAUCAGAAAGUGCUGACCUUGCAAUGUGGCAUCAUUACAAUGUCUUGACCGUUAAAGCCUCCAGGAAUGGUGGUAAAUGUAGUGUCCAACGGAGGGAUGCUAAUGCUGCUAUGCUCAGCAAUUAUGAGGUCUAUCAGUUAUUGAUGGAAUUGAAAGAGAAGAGGAAAGAAAGUGUUAAAAACAAGCACAGCACUGGGCAGCAAAACCUUAACACAAUAAUGUAUGAGACUUUAAAGUAUCUCUCCAAGAUGCCAUGUAUUCAUCAAAGCCCUGAGACAGUGAAAGAGUUCCUAAGUGCAAUGCUUCCUCAUAAACUUACCAAAGCCGAGAAGCUGCAGUUGCUAAACCACAGGCCACAGACAGCUGUUGAGAUCCAGCUGAUGGUAGAAGAGAGCGAAGAAAGACUAACUGAGGAGCAGAUAGAUGAACUUAUUCAGAAGGUCACAGACAUCCUCCCUGGAGAUCCCCAACAAGAAGGCAGUAGCUCUGCAGAUGCUGAGAUGGAUGCAAGCACAGACCAGUGCUAAAAACUAUGGGAACCUCUUAGCAUACAUUUAACCUCCUACAUAUUUCUUGUUUUUCUUUUUGUUAGCUGCCUAAACCAAGUGAAAAAUUAGUUGCAUUCUGUUUAGUAGUGCUAACUUAUUUAUGCAUUUACAUUUGCAGAUGGCUUCACCCUUAUUUGUUUAGAAGUUGAACCAUGCACUUUUAAAAAGCUUGUUUAUGAAAGCUACGAUUAUUCUGUAUUGCACGACUCGGAGGCUUUUAGGGACUUUUUAAGUUUUCUAUUGCUCCAAAGCUUUUUUUCAUACGUUAGAAUUAAAAUGGUUCUUACUUAAAUUUA
Electrophorus electricus (electric eel) is the source of this 854-nucleotide messenger RNA. RefSeq names its product calcitonin gene-related peptide-receptor component protein (gene crcp). Lineage: Eukaryota; Metazoa; Chordata; Actinopteri; Gymnotiformes; Gymnotidae. Gene Ontology annotation, biological process: transcription initiation at RNA polymerase III promoter. Gene Ontology annotation, molecular function: nucleotide binding. The record is from RefSeq and is a predicted model, not a curated record. Gene Ontology annotation, cellular component: RNA polymerase III complex.